CCGUCUCAGGGGCAGGGAGCAUAUCAGCCCGAAGGAUUUAAGUUUAGGAAAGUUACAAGCAACUGAAAACUGGGUCUUAUAGUGCAAAGUGUUGGGCAGCUUUAACUAGAGGUGGCACUACCAGCUGUGCGUAUGAUACCCUGAGUAUAAAGUGUGACCAAACUUACGUGAGUGAUGGAAUGAAAGAAGACGGGACUUGGUUGGCGUACUUUUAGUUUUAGCCAUAUUAGCGUGCAAGUGUUUUUGAGCACUUGUAUGUGGCCGUCUUUGAAUGUACUAUCUUGUAGUCUCCUGCUAUUCUGGUUUGUAUUUUGUUAGCGCUUUCACGACUCUUAAUACAGAAGAGAUGUGCGCAUAAUUCCAAUUUAUUUGCUCGCAUGUAGUGGAGGAUAAAGAGCAUUCAUCUGUUGACACAGGGAGAAGGCCCGGCAGCGUUUCAAGGGAGUAUAAUUGCAUUUGAUUAGUGCAGAGAGCUUGGCAGAGCGGAUCUUCUGAGACUUCACCCUGGUGCUGAUCUUUCAGAGUCAGAGAUCAGGGACACGAGGGAACAUCAGAGGCCCGACUCUGCAAAUCUUCACACAGUUCUACAAUGAGCACGAUCGUGGUUUGCCGUGAGACACGCAGGAGCUGGUGGGGCGAUCUCCAGUGAGCUUGGCUCCCGUCCACUGGUAAAGAGUUUGUCGGCAGACCAACGACCUUGGUCACCCGGGAAGAUGAGAAGACGUAUGGCCUGGUACCUGUUGGUCCUGUUGGCGGCCGCGACAACGGGCUACCCCUCUCGACGAUCCGCCGUGGACUUGGACGCGACCCCAAGGACGACGAUCGCCUAUAAGGAGUUGUCCGACGUCCGGCGCUUCAGAAGCCACGCCCUGAACUACACCACCCUGCUGCUGGAGGACGAGAAGGGGAUCCUCUAUGUGGGAGCGCGAGGGGCCAUAUUCGCCUUAAACUCCAGCAACAUUGCCGACGGCUCCCAGAGGGAGAUCCAGUGGGAGGCGUCUCCGGAGAAGCAGAACGACUGCCUCCAGAAGGGCAAGAACAACAAGACCGAGUGCUUCAACCACGUCCGGCUCGUGCAGAGGCUGAACGACACCCACCUGUACGCCUGCGGCACCUACGCCUUCCACCCGCUGUGCGCGGCCAUCGAUGCCGACAGGUUCGCGCUGCCGCCCCACUUGGAGGAGGGCAAGGAGAAGUGCCCGUACGACCCCGCCCGCGGCUACACCGGCCUCAUCGUAGACGGUGGGUUGUACACGGCCACGCGGUACGAGUUCCGCAGCCUGCCAGACAUCAGGCGCAACCUGCACCAGCGGCCCCUGAAGACGGAAGAGUCCCCUGUGCACUGGCUAAACGAUGCGGAGUUCGUGGCCUCUGUGCUGGUCCGGGAAAGCGUGCACAGCCCCGUGGGGGACGACGACAAGCUCUACUACUUCUUCAUGGAGCGGGCGGCCGAGGAGAGCGCCUCCUUUGACAAGAGCCACGUGGCCAGGGUGGCCAGGGUGGCGCGGGUGUGCAAGAGCGACCUGGGCGGGAAGAAGAUCCUGCAGCGGAAAUGGACGUCGUUCAUGAAGGCCCGGCUGGUCUGCUACAUCCCCUACUACGAAGUGCUCAAGGGCGUGCACAGCGUGGACGGGGGCAGCUGGCCCAGCACCAUCUUCUACGCCACGUUCACCUUGUCGGCUCAGUGGAGGAGCAUGGAGGCAUCCGCCGUCUGCCAGUACAACAUCUCUGAGCUGCAGAGGGCUUUCGAGGGCCCCUACAUGCAAUACCAGGACAACACCCGCAAAUGGACCCUCUACGACGGGGAGGUGCCGGCCCCGCGGCCGGGCUCUUGCAUCACCAACCGCUCCCGCGAGGACGGCUACCACUCCUCCCAGGACCUACCCAACGGCGUGCUGGAUUUCGUCAAGCUGCACCCGCUGAUGUUCGAGGAGGUGAAGCCGGCGCGGGGGGAGCCCCUGCUGGUGAAGAAGAACGUGCUCUACACGGCCCUGGCGGUGGACAGGGCGCCGGCCCUGGACGGCCAGCAGUACGACGUGCUCUUCAUGGGGACGGGUGACGGCUGGCUGCACAAGGGGGUGGUGAUCGGCUCCGCCGUACACAUCGUGGAGGAGCUGCAGGUCUUCGGGGCCCCCCAGCCCGUGGAAAGCCUGGUGAUCUCCAAAGGCCAGAGAAGCGUGUACGUGGGGGCUGCCAGCGGAGUCCUGCAGCUCCCCCUGUGCAGCUGCGCCAGGUACGGCUCCUGCUACGACUGCAUCCUGGCCCGGGACCCCUACUGCGCCUGGGACGGCGAGGGCUGCAGGGAGGUGGCCGGCGCUGCGGACAGGACCCAGCUGACCCAGGACGUGCAGCACGGCAGGGAGGGCUGCUGGAACGGCUCCGCCCAGGCGCCCCCCGUGCAGAAGAACCGGACGGUGCUGCGGGGCGACGACGUGCUGCUGCCGUGCGAGCAGCGCUCCAACCUGGCGCGGGCCGCGUGGCUGGUGAACGGCACGGCCGGGCUGGCGGCCGGGCGGGGCCACUUCCGGGUGGGGGUGGACGGGCUGCUGGUGACGGACACCCUGCCGGAGCACAGCGGCGACUACGGCUGCUACGGGGAGGAGAACGGUCUGCGCUCCCCGCUGGCCGCCUACGCCCUGACGGUGCUGCCGGAGCCGCCCAAGGAGCAGCCGGCACCCAGAGCCCUGCCGCCCCCGCACACCGACCGCCUGGCCUCCCCCGACAUGAAGUUCGUCUACAUCGCGGUGAUCGCAGUGCUGGGCGGGCUCUGCCUGGUGCUGAGUGCCGUGCUGCUCCACGUCUCCUGCUUGCAGCGCCGCAAGGGCAGGUACGUGCUAGGUGAGCCCCGCGCCUCCUCCGUGGAGCUGCAGACGGUCUCGGCCAACUGCCUGGGCAGGGGCCGGCAGGAGGAGGAGCUGAGCCGGGAGGACGGCUGCCUGCAGAUCAUCCCGGGCGAGGCCCCCACGGCGGCGUCCCCGGCCAGGGAGACGCCCCUGGCGCCCCCGCCGCCGCCCCCUCCGCUCCCGGCCGAGUUCACCAACGGCAUCGCCGCCCUGCCCAACGUGGUGCGCAAGAUGAACGGCAACAGCUACAUGCUGCUGCAGCAGGAGGAGCCCAGCCCCUCGCCCCUCUACAACACCUCCUUCGCCGAGGAGCUGAGUAAGCUCCUGGAGAAGCGCAAACACACGCAGCUGGUGGACAAGCUGGACGAGAGCUCCGUGUAGGGGCCCCCGGACGCCGGUCGGAUUCAAUCCCCCGCCCCCGUCCCCCCCCCCACCAACCAGUGUUACACAAACCCCCUGGGAAACUACCUCUGGAACCGAACCGCUGGGCCGGGCCUCGGAGCGCCGGGAUCCCGCCUGCCGGGGCCCGGAGCCCGUUGUAAAGAGACACUGAUUGAAAUGGGAAAUCUAUUUCUGUACAAAAGAUGACAAUCCGGAAAGAGGAGCCAGCAAUACGGCGGUGUCAGGGUGGGGCAGGAGGAGACGCCUGCCCGGACGCUGGCCUCGAACCGCUCCGGCAAGGCCUCUGCCCAGCCCUGGGAGCGGCAGCCGGGCCGGGGAGAGGUGGGAGCUGGCCCCUGCGUGCUGAGAAGAGAAGCUGUGAUUUGCUCAGCGAUCAAAUGGGGGGGCUGCCUCUGCAGCGCCCCCCAUUUCCUGUGCCACAGACACGGCCCCUGGGACCCACCGGACCGAGAGACAGAGACGGGGAACCUGGCGUGGGAGAGAACUGGGAGGCGGCGGGGUGAGGAGCGGGCAGUGGCUCAGCGCGGGACGGCGUCUCAGCUCCAGCGCUGGGCACGCAGCCCCAGCAGGAGCCCGUUAGUCUGUGCAGAACGACGACGCCGUGGCCGUGAAGGGGCUGGCUCCGACACAGGGCCCUGAGCUGCAGCACCGGGGGACGCCGGCUUUCAACGCAGCCUGACCUGGUGGGGAGAGAGCUGUGCCUGGCCCCUCCAUCAGCUGGAGAAGCGGCCCUGAGCUAUCCUAGCGAUGCCAGGCUGCAGCCAGGGGGUGGGCAGACAGUCACAGCGGAGUGAGUGCGUACGGGGGUCACUGUAGCGUGGGUGUGGAGCGGUAUGCGUGGGGGUCACUGCAGCGUGGGUGUGGGUGUGUGCCAGGGUUCACACCCAGCCACAGCUGCACGGGAUCUCCCCACUACCCGGCUCCCGCCCAGAUGCCCUGAGCUGCAUCCGACCCCGGGCGAUCUCGGUGUGUCCUGCCCCCCAGCUGCCACUCCCCAGCGCUGGCGCCCAACCUGCGAGACCAACCACUGCGGGUGGCAGCUCUCGACACAGGCAGACCCCGGCUCUCUGCUCGUGGCCUGGCUUCUGCCUUGGCCUGCCCCACGGGCACAUACCCUGCUGUAUUGGAACAAGUUGAGUUCACAAUGGGGGAGCCACCUGGUCUGGGGUACAGCUUAAAGCACUCCCUGUCCCGAGCCUAUGCUGGACCAACCUGGAGCCCCGAGCUUGGCCCGCUCUGGCCUGGGGAUGCCCGGCUCUUCGCCAUGGAGUUGCCCUCCGCCCCGUGGCACUGUAGCCUGCCUGCCCUGUGGCUGAAGAGAACGUGUUGUCACGGAUGCACCCACCACAGCCCCUCGGUUUUCACCCCUUCCCUAUGGCAGUGCCCUCCUUUUGCCAGGCCCCACCAGCCAUUGGGGACCAAGACCCCAGGAUCCAGGCUCAGCAACAGAGGACGGGGCGGGUGAGGGUGCAGGGUGAUGUGGCACUCAAGCAAACAGCCUCCUUCGUCCUCACAGCCGGGGGGGGGGGGCCCAUCCUGUGCUCUGUCCCAGUGCAGGACUCAGGUUACACUGGUGUAACUGGGAGCUGGCGUUGGUCCCGGAUUCCAGCUCCUCUUGGCUUCCGUUGUCUGUCUCCUGGGUCUUUCCCGCCCCAGCGCCACCUUCCUGCUUAUCCGGCCCCAACGCCCCCUGCCUAUGUAAGGCCAGAACAAAGCUGGGCAAGGGAGGGCAUUGUGACAGGCCCUGCUGUGUGUGUGUGUGUGUGUGUCUGCAUGCGUGUGUGCGCGCGUGCACUCAGCUCCAUGGGCUAGAUUGGCAGACACACGCCGUGCGACCGUGCCCGCUCACUAGCACGCCUGAGUGCAGCUCCGGGGGGUUCCCCUUCAGCUCCAGCAGCAGGGGCUAUGUUUUAGGGGCACGAGCUGCGGAGUUCUGGCCCCCGCCGUGCACACAGCCUGGGUUUAUUCCAAACACUGACCCCGGGAGCGUGCGGGUGUGCGACCCGCGCCAGAGACCGGUCCUCUGCUCAACUUGUUCUUACGGCGCCUGGGACUGCGCUCGGCUGUCCCGAGAGAGGCCAGCUCCCAGCUGAGCUCCACAGCCUCCUCCGUCCGUCCCCGCUCGGCCGCGGCUUCACCCCUGCAGAGCUGCUGCCCGGUGUAAAACGACCGUGGUUCAGUAACAAGAGCACUCGGCGCCCGGGCCUCCAGUGCGGCUUGGGAAUGGCCGGCGACAACCGUCGCUUCAAACAUAGGGACAGUCGGCUCCGGAAUGGCCACAGGCAGAUGUCCCCGAGCGUCCUGGCGAGAGAGAGAGAGACUGCAUCGCUAAGGCAACGCGCACACACCUGGCUCCAGUGGUACCUGGCCAGGCCGCUAGGCAGUGCGAGUUACUGCAUCUUCUCCUAAACAUCACCGCCACUGAGAGAGAGACCAGGCCUGUCCCGCUGUCCGCCCUGCCCAGCCAGCGUGGUCUGCCAGUGCGGCUGGAAGGGGCCCAAGCCCUGGGGCUAGCGCUGAGUCCCUCGGGACAACGUUCCCACAGCCUGGCAGAGCCCCGGCCUGCUCUCCUCCUCGGGAGGCUUUUGUAGGCUCUCACGCCAUGGGAGUUUGGCACCAGCUCUCCCUGGCUAAUUGACUUUGGCCUUCGCUCCAUUACCAGGCUGCCCUGGUAUUCGGCGCGGGGGCGGGUGGGGAGAACCACCCAUGAAGCCGCCUCGAAUCCCUGCUGUGGCUGGGAGCAGGCGGCUCCCGAACAAGCAUUUCCCCCACCCCACCCCCACCCAUCACCUUGUAACGAGAGCAGUGGGGGCCUAUGCAGGCAGAUCUGCUGGGCAAACACCCCUGCGGCUCCACUGCUUCCAGCUGUGGGCGAGCUCUCAGGGUGGGUGGAUCUUCCUCUCCCCACCACUCAGCCUGAGACGCUCUGGCAGAGCAAACAAGCUGGCUCUUAGGCUGUGGGCCAGCCCCUAGAGGGGGAUGGGAGCUGUGGAUGCCCCGUGCAUCCUCCCGUAAUCCUCCUUUGUAGCAUCAGGGGCAGCAUCAAGCAGCAUCCGUCCCCUUGCCCCCAGCCUCUCCCUCUGCAUGGAACGGGCGCCCCAGAGCACAAGGCCCGCAGCCCUGGGGUAGGAGAGCUGGCGUCAGGCCAUGGUAUCUCACAUGCUGCCUUUGCGGCAUGGAGGUUAGUGACAGAGGUGGUUCCUCUGCCUCGCCAGGGCAGGACAGGCCCCCUCCAGCACCUGUGCCAGGCCUGUGAGGGGCUGCCAGGCUGCCCACUCCAGUGGUCUCUGAGCACCCACCUGCUCUAGCUUUAAAUGGCCCAGGCGAUGGGGUUCCCACAGCCACAUCACCCUCCUGGGCUGAGCCCUCCCGCCUGCCUCGCCAUACAGUCGCAGGGGAAAGUUGCGCUCUCCAAGGGGUCCCUCGCUGGCACCCCCAGACCCUGCCCAGCUGAUGUGGAUUGCUGUGAGCUGCAGCUGACCCUGGUACUGGCUGGCCCCAGGGGAUGUGCUGCCCAGAUGAGUGGAGGAAGGGCUGGGUGGCGCCUCACCUGGGGCAAUAAUGUCGCAGAGUCUGCAUGGCUCAGGCUGUCCUCUGCUGGCCUGCCAUGCUGCCGAGCCAUUCUAGACCUGGCUAUGCCCGGCCCAGUGCGUGGGAAUUGGGAGGUGGGGAGGCGGCGGCGUGUACAGAACAUCCCUUGUGUGGAAAAUAUUUCAGUGGGAGGGUGUCUGGGCCAGUGAUAGGCUCUCUGUUCCCAGCUCUGGGAGGGGACUGGAAGUCAGGACGCCUAGGUCUAUUCCCAGCUCUGCCACUGACUCACUGGCUAACCUUGGGCAAGUCACCGCCCUGCUCUGUGCCUCAGUUUCCCUUCCUUAAAGCAAGGGUAAUUUCUCCCUCCCUGCUGUUGGGAGGUGCGUGGGGGGGCACUCUGGCAUUGGGACAGUGUGGUAGAAAUGCAGAGCGAGCCGGCUGAUGAUCCAACAGCAUUGGCCCCAGGCGCUGCUGUAGCCAUCCGAGGCCAUUGCUGCGGGGUUGGUAAGGCUGCUGCUGGGCUCUGCACCCCAGCAUUGUGGGGCCUCGCCCAUUCCCCAGCCGUGCCAGGGAAAGCCCCCAGUCAGCAUGGCUCGGGGAGCGCAGCGCAGCCCCAGGGCGGUGUGUGUGCACCAAGGGGUGGUCUGUGGGGACUUAUGUCCUUUGGCCCUGCUCCUGCGCAGAUCGUUGGCCAGCCUCGGUGCCUGGUUCCUGGGAUGGGAAGGGGAGGGAGGAAUCGGCGUGGCCGGGGCUGAAUCGGUGGCUGAUCCCCUGGGAAGGGGCAGGACUGGAGCCCUGCAAAACGGAAGCACCUCGUCUCCAAGACAGCUUGAUCUAAACCCUAUGUACCAACCCAGCUGCCCAGCGGCCUGGCUCGUCCUCCGUGACAUUCCACCAUGGACAGUCAUAGCGGCAGCGUACAGCACCGUGCGCCUGGUUGCGUCUGCCCCUUGCUGCUCAAUAAACCUGGAUCUGUCUGAAUGA
Messenger RNA from Chrysemys picta bellii (western painted turtle), 7760 nucleotides. The record is from RefSeq and is a predicted model, not a curated record. NCBI's taxonomy places the organism in Eukaryota, Metazoa, Chordata, Testudines, Emydidae.